AUGGCGGGCCCCGGGGUCCGCGGGGGGCCCCACGGCGCCUUCCGGGACCAGCUGGACCGAUGCAUCGCGCGCCUGGAGCGGGAGCGGGGGCUAGGCCCCGCCCAAGUUUUUGACUUCACCUCCGGCUGUUGCCCCCCCUCAACCAAUGGUGACUCCCAGCUCGGUUGUCCAGAAGAACCUGAGAAGAGCAAUGCCGCCUCUGGGGAUCUUCUCACCCAAAACGAUCUCCCUGCUCGGCCCUCGGUGAGACCACGGGCCCCGGCCGUCACCGGCGUCCUUGUCCCAGAGGGGGCCGGGCCCGGUCCGGGUGAGUGUGGGGCUUUGCAGCCUGGGGUGAGUGGCCUGCCCGGGGCAGGGGACGGCCACAAAGAGGUGACUGCCUCAAAUCAGAAGAAGAAGAAGAAGAAAAAGAAGAAGGAGGAGGUGGGGCAACGGCAGCCCCAGUCCCAGCCAUCACAGCAGCCCCAGCAGCCCCAGCCACAGCAGCUGGGUCAUACUGGGAGACCAGCAAAGCAGCCCAGCCACAGGGGGCCAAGCUUGGAGACAGCAACCCCUCCACAGCCUCCAGACCCUCAGCCGGAGGAGCAGCUGCAGAGGGAGGUGGACUGGUGUGUGGAACAGCUGGAACUGGGAUUGAAGAACCAGAAAUCGACUCCAAAGCAAACUGAGGACGCCCGGCGCGCGCUGCGCACCCUGCGCAGUGACAAGGCCGUGCUGGCUCGGAAGCGGCAGCUGAUGCGCUCGCUGUUCGGCGACUACCGGGCUAAGAUGGAGGCGGAGCGGAGGCGGCAGCUGCAGCUGAUGCAGGCUGCAACCAAGUCGGCCCGAGUGCUGGCAGUGGACACGGCCACCCGAAGGAGAAGCUGCCAGGUGUGCCGGCGACGAGGAGGGCCCAGUGUCCGGACACAUCAGGGCCUCAGCCCCGGCCACCCCAUUGAAAUCUCCACCUCACCGGUUGAGUUUUGUUUCAACUUCUUCUAGUCGGUGGUGUGGACUGACCACCCGAGGUCUCGGCCCGCUCAGCACCGGGCCGGAGAGGAUCAGGUUCGGAGCCCGGUCCUGUUCAGCUAUGGUCGGACAAGGAGCUGCCACACUGACCGUCGGACUGAGCGCAAGCUUGGAGCCCCGCGAGGGAAGAUCUCCACCCCACAGCCUGGGGCUGGGGGCUGGACUCAUGAAUUCCCCUGCAGCUGCCUCCCUGGGCACUGCAUAGCCCUGUUGUGCCUCAGUUUCCCCAGUGGUACAUGCCUCUCUCUGGGAGGGCUGCUCAGUAAAAGCCACUGUGAGA
Molecule: messenger RNA, 1288 nt
Organism: Tachyglossus aculeatus (Australian echidna)
Lineage: Eukaryota; Metazoa; Chordata; Mammalia; Monotremata; Tachyglossidae
Gene: C21H8orf33
Product: chromosome 21 C8orf33 homolog
Exons: 5
Coding region: 1-981 (326 amino acids)
Source: RefSeq, a predicted model, not a curated record